Mustela erminea (ermine) is the source of this 1432-nucleotide messenger RNA. RefSeq names its product CLK4-associating serine/arginine rich protein-like. The transcript is spliced from 3 exons. The coding region runs from base 1 to 666 and encodes 221 amino acids. Lineage: Eukaryota; Metazoa; Chordata; Mammalia; Carnivora; Mustelidae. The record is from RefSeq and is a predicted model, not a curated record.
AUGACCCACAGCCUGAAGAGCAGCAACAGGGUUUGCAGCAGCUGGACUGGGAGCAGCAGGGGACACAGCAGCUGGACUGGGAGCAGCAGGGUUUGCAGCAGCUGGACUGGGAGCAGCAGGGGACACAGCAGCUGGACUGGGAGCAGCAGGGCUUGCAGCAGCUGGACUGGGAGCAGCAGGGUUUGCAGCAGCUGGACUGGCAGCAGGAUGACCCACAGCCUGAAGAGCAACAGGGUUUGCAACAGCUGGACUGGGAGCAGCCACAGGAGCCACAGCCCCCCUUGGAGCCCCCACAAGAGCCACAACCCCCCUUGCCGCCCCCACAGGAGCCACAGCCCCCCUUGGAGCCCCCGCAGGAACCACAGCUGGAGCAGGAACAGGCUGGCACACAGCAGCACACGGGCUUGCAGCAGCAGACGGGGACACAGCAGCUGGAGCCACAGCCCCCACAGCCGGAGCCACAGCCCCCACAGCCGGAGCCGCAGCCCCCACAGCUGGAGCCACAGCCCCCGGAACAACCACAGCAGCCCAUGGUUCUGGCCCAGACGCCCAGGAGCCAUGUGGGAGGUGCCCACACUUUCCACGGAGAUACAGAAGCUUCUGGGUGGGCUGGAUUGGCGUUCCAGGAAGCCAGUGUGCAGGGGAGACGGGCAGAGGUGGCGAUGAGAAGGGGCCUCCUCUGCCUCUGAAGACACAGCCCCUCCCUGGUGAAGCCCCCCCAGCCCCCUGGGGCCCUUCCAGCUUGUUCAUGCCCGGGCUGUGGUCAUCAGCCCCUCGGGCUGGCGGGCAAGGCCGGCGAGGGGCGGGCAGGAGACCUGGGCUGCAGGCGGGAUGUGAUGGUGCCGGCGCAGGGACUGCAGGGGCCCUGACCUGGGUCCCAGCCGUGGGCUCCCGCGUUGGGAUCUCAGCGGACAGGCUGCUUCUCCUCCUGCCCAGCUUGUGCUCUCCCUCAAAUAAAUAAAUCUUUUUUAGCAAAAUAAAAAAUUUGUUUGGAGAAAAUUGGGCUGAUUUCGUUCCAGAUAGCCUUGCUCUGGGAGGCCCUUCCGCAGGAAAUCUGAAACAAGACCCCGUUCGCGUGACAGAGAAGGGUCCCGCAUGUCCCGACUCAGGCCGUGUAGACGCGCCGGGUGGACGGGGUUCUUGAAUCCGGCUGCUCCCGUCACCUCACCUGGAGGGGAGUGAGAUGUCACGUGAAGCCGUCCCUGUGCGGCGGGAGCCUCUCGGACGUGUGGCCAGCACGAGGACAAGCCCGGGGCACUGGACAUCGGGCAAGUCUUCACCUCAGCCCAGGGCGAUCCCCGCUUGGCUCGUGCGGUUUGAAGAGGACAGUCCGUCUGCACGUCCGGCUGCUCUGACCCUCCUCCCAGGCCAUGGAAGCACCACUGGUCCAGACCCCAAAGGGGCUCCCCACGGACAGUCCAGGGGCAGCUGG